Messenger RNA from Drosophila willistoni, 1033 nucleotides. Its product is annotated as leucine-rich repeat protein soc-2-like. The record is from RefSeq and is a predicted model, not a curated record. Gene Ontology annotation, molecular function: protein binding. The transcript has 3 exons. The coding region runs from base 98 to 904 and encodes 268 amino acids. Lineage: Eukaryota; Metazoa; Arthropoda; Insecta; Diptera; Drosophilidae.
UUGUGUUUUUACAAACAGGAAAUAUUUCUGUUACACCCGAAGCCCUCCCCAACCAUUCAAACAACACCCGGCAACAACACCUAAAAAUAAUGCGACAAUGGAUUCUAUUUGGUUUCAAUUGCUGAUAGGGAUAAGUUUGGUUAUACCACUAAAUUCACGAAGUGUUGAUUGGAAGGACUGCGGUUGCUGCCUGAGUUUCAAUGGUGGAUUGCAUGCACAGUGCUCUGGAAUUGGCGGAAAUUUGGAUUGGGAUUGUUUGGAGCUACACGAGUUAAACAGUCUGGAUAUUUCACACAACAAUCUCACGGAAAUUCCGGCAGUUCUGUUCUCCUCAAGGUUCAGCAAUCUUACUGAUCUGAAUGUGUCCUACAACAACAUUACAAAGAUACCCUAUGAAGUUACCCUCCGUUUUGUUCGACUGAACAUUGCUUACAAUCAAAUAUCUGAAUUGCCCGCCAUGCCGACUAAUACGACGACUACGUUAAAGGAUUUUAAUAUUACUUAUAACAAUUUGACAUCCCUUCGUUCUCUGCUAAGUGAGAUUGCAGAUCAUAUUGAAUCGGAGGGCAACCCAUUGAAAUGCGAAUGCAAUAACAACACACUUAUUAACCUCAUAUACGGGCGACUUGGGAAUGGACAACUAGACCGAGUGACGUGCAUAGAUAGUGAAUUCUCUAAAUUAAAAUUAAUUACAAAUGUUCCAUCUUGUCAAAGACAAAUUAAUGAUAAGACUAACGAAUCGAAAAUUCCGUGGGGUAUGUUAGUUUUAGUAUUGGCGGUCGUAUUUCUAUUGUACAUUUCGUUUUCCUACACUACAAUUUCAAAUCAAAGACUCUAUAUUUACAUGUUUGUUGAUUCGGUUCUUUUUAUCUUUUGUUAUUUCGUCUUAACAUCUUUUUCGUGACGAAAAAAACCUUUUACGAUUAGAUCUCAGAGUGAAAAGGGAGAAAUCAAAGUGGAGUGCAUUAACCCCCGAAAACGUGUGUAUUUUUUAAGAACAAUUGUCGUCCCAUAUAAUCAAAGACGCAGUCCU